Molecule: messenger RNA, 1922 nt
Organism: Lineus longissimus
Lineage: Eukaryota; Metazoa; Nemertea; Pilidiophora; Heteronemertea; Lineidae
Product: cilia- and flagella-associated protein 20
Exons: 5
Coding region: 85-657 (190 amino acids)
Biological process (GO): cilium assembly; positive regulation of cell motility; regulation of cilium beat frequency involved in ciliary motility
Cellular component (GO): ciliary basal body; motile cilium
Source: RefSeq, a predicted model, not a curated record
CAUCGAAGGAGUAGGACCUCUGUCGCUUCGCUCCGCACAAAGACUCUAACUUUAGUGUGUGUUGAACAAUAAAAACUCUUCAAAAUGUUUAAAAAUACCUUCCAGAGUGGAUUCUUAUCGAUAUUAUACAGUAUUGGAAGUAAACCACUGCAAAUAUGGGAUAAACAGGUUCAAAAUGGACACAUAAAAAGAAUAACGGACAAUGACAUCCAGUCGCUAGUGUUAGAAAUAGUUGGAACAAAUGUUAGCACAACAUACAUCACAUGUCCAAGUGAAAAAUCAAAAACAUUGGCCAUAAAGCUCCCUUUCCUUGUUAUGAUAAUCAAGAAUCUGAAGAAAUAUUUCACAUUUGAAGUUCAGGUAUUAGAUGACAAGAGUGUGAGGCGACGAUUCCGAGCCAGCAACUACCAAAGUACGACGAGAGUAAAGCCAUUCAUUUGCACAAUGCCCAUGAGGUUAGAUGAAGGUUGGAAUCAGAUCCAGUUCAACUUGUCAGAUUUCACACGCCGUGCAUAUGGUACUAACUACAUUGAAACGCUCAGAGUGCAGAUUCAUGCCAAUUGCCGCAUCCGACGAGUGUACUUCUCAGAUAGAUUGUACUCAGAAGACGAAUUACCUGCAGAAUUCAAAUUAUAUCUACCUGUACAGAAGAAGUAAAGUGUUUGUAAGCUAGUUAAAAACUUGACUUUUGAUCAUUUCGAACUUUGGAUUUCUACUCGCAAAUUUGGUGGAGAAAGAAAGUUACUUUUGUUGGAUAAUAUUGCUGGAUAGUCAUCUUGUUUUGUUUCUAUGAUUUAUGUUCUACUUUGGGAUGAAGAAAACUUUCAGUGAUGACAUGAACGUUACCAUGACAACAAGGUGGAUAGUGGUAUCUAAAAAAAUUCUCAAGAGUUAAUCGACGGAUAUGCACAGUUUCAUGAAAUCAUUAAGUCAUUCUCAUUGUCAUAAAGGGCUUCAUUCAUUGUCUGUAAUUGUUGAUGUGAUACCAGCUGUGUAUCCGUUUUGAUAAAAACCAUCGGCAUCAUCAUCUGUAAGAAAACAUUACAAACUCUACAAACAUGGACAACUCUGUAUAUAGGUGGCACACUUUAGUGUUAGCCUUGUAAUAUAUUUUUAGUAGUCAAGUGAUAUGCGAAAGAUCUUAGUUCUCAAGUCAUUUACACCAGACAUAAUCGUGCCUUGUGCUGUAUGUGCGUACACUGGGUGCUGACUCUAACCUCUGCAUUGCUGUGGAUGUUGAAAUUGCUGAAUGAACUGCAAAUGUUCAUCCAUUUUGGGGUUGUACGUGUACUAUUUGCAGUGCUAUGGAAUGUUUACUCAAGAUUGUGCUACCAAGUUUUGUGAUGUGCAGGGUCUAUGCCAGAGUACAUUUUAUGUACCACCGAAGGAGUUGAGAUUCCAGAUAAGCGUACCUUCAAAACAAUUCCUGGCUGAAAUCCAAUGUGAUCUUUCCAUUUUAGAAAAUGUACUUCUUUGUAAGCAAGUUGUUUGACAUCAUUACACUGCUCAUAAUCAUAAAAAUAAACCAGUUUAAACUUUUCUGACAAAAAUUAUUUGCUUACAAGAGUUCUUUAAUAUCAUUGCAAUGGCGUACAUGUACUUUUCAAUUAGGAUGAUGGGUGAGGGGAAAUGGGGAUUUCAAAUUACGUUUGCAAGAAAAUCUGACAGAGAUGAUCCUACGGUGUUAGUUUGUUCAGCAAUGCAGAGGCUGGAGAUUGGUUUAUGAUCUGGGUAAAGCUGCAAUAUAUCCCAAAGUCUUGGCUUGGUUGGUGUGCAGAUCACCGUCUGGUCUCCACACAACUUCUCCUAUGAAAUGCACAAGUAUUUUACAGAUCAUGUACUGUUCGCAUUUUCAUAAAGCUAUUUAAAAUGUUGUACAUAACGAUUUUAAUUAGUUAAAAAAUAAAAAAUAUGUACAUUUA